UUUUUAUUUUUUUAUUUUUUAAAAGAUGUGUCUCUCAAAGAGAUCAUGAAUAAAUGCAACGAAAAUGACCCAAGUGAGAAGACAGAGAGCAAGAAAAAAAAGAAAAAAAAGAAAAAAAGAAAAAUCUUUUCGAAGUGAACAAGAAGAGCGAAAACCACAUCUGGCAAAAAAAAAAAAAAAAAAAAAAAAAAAAAUCGAUCUCAGUGGCUAAUAAGAAAAUUCAGUGUUAUUUUCCGCAGCGAUCGGGCCGAGAGAAAAAGAAAAAUCCGAGAAAGAGAGAGAAAAAGAGCGAGAAAGAAGAAAGACCCAUCAGAGAGGGAGAGAGAGAGGGUAAAGCGGGCAAUGCUUGAGAAUCGAUUGGCUGAGAAUCGAAUUCUCUAAAAGGGCUGAUUUUAUAUGGGGAGUGGAGCAACAUUAGUGGACGGGGUUCGUCGCUGGUUUCAACGUCGCUCAUCUACUACUUCUUCUUCUCUUCCUUCUAAUAAUAAUAAUAAGAGAAAUAACAAUAAUAAUAAAAGUAAAUAUAAUUCGAAUAUUGAUCAUGGUAAUGAUAGCCACGUCUCUUUGACCGAUUUACGCGCUGAAUCGUCCACAGUCCAAAGACGGGAAACAAAACCAGGAGAAGAAGAAGAAAGCUCAAUUCUUGAAGAAGAACAACAAGAUUUUGACGUCUCUGGUUUGAAGAUCCUCCAAGUGCCUCUGCGUACCCACUUCAAACCUGGCUCUAUGGAUACCCAAAAGAAGGGUGGAUUAGAAACGGAAUUCUUCACGGAGUAUGGAGAGGCAAAUCGAUACCAAAUUCAGGAAGUUAUUGGGAAAGGAAGUUAUGGUGUUGUUGGUUCUGCGAUUGACAGUCACACUGGAGAAAGGGUUGCAAUCAAGAAAAUUAAUGAUGUUUUUGAGCAUGUAUCUGAUGCCACUCGGAUUCUCAGAGAAAUUAAGCUUCUUCGAUUGCUUCGCCAUCCAGACAUUGUUGAGAUAAAGCACAUUAUGCUUCCACCAUCUCGGAGAGAAUUCAGAGAUAUCUAUGUUGUAUUUGAGCUAAUGGAAUCUGAUCUUCACCAAGUAAUUAAGGCAAAUGAUGAUCUUACUCCUGAACAUUAUCAGUUUUUCUUAUACCAACUUCUUCGUGGUCUUAAGUACAUUCAUACAGCAAAUGUAUUCCAUCGAGAUUUGAAGCCAAAGAACAUUCUUGCUAAUGCUGACUGUAAGUUAAAGAUAUGUGAUUUUGGGCUUGCCCGAGUAUCUUUUAAUGAUGCUCCAUCAGCUAUAUUUUGGACUGACUAUGUUGCAACUCGGUGGUAUCGUGCUCCCGAACUCUGUGGGUCAUUUUUCUCGAAAUACACUCCUGCAAUUGACAUUUGGAGCAUAGGAUGCAUAUUUGCUGAAAUGCUUACGGGAAAACCACUGUUCCCUGGGAAAAAUGUGGUACACCAAUUGGAUCUUAUGACAGAUUUGCUUGGCACCCCACCUUCUGAAUCUAUUGCAAGGAUACGGAAUGAAAAAGCAAGAAGGUACCUUAGUAGCAUGCGGAAAAAGCAACCAGUUCCAUUUGCACAGAAGUUCCCUAAUGCAGAUCCAUUAGCUCUUCGGCUGCUGGAGCGCCUACUUGCAUUUGAUCCCAAAGACCGUCCAACGGCUGAAGAGGCAUUGUCUGAUCCUUACUUUAAUGGUUUGGCAAAUGUGGAUCGUGAGCCAUCCACUCAACCCAUUUCAAAACUUGAAUUUGAGUUUGAAAGAAGGAAAUUGACAAAAGAUGAUGUAAGAGAGUUGAUCUAUCGGGAGAUUUUAGAGUAUCACCCCCAGAUGCUGCAGGAGUACCUUCGGGGUGGAGACCAGACUAGUUUUAUGUACCCAAGUGGUGUUGACCGAUUCAAGAGACAAUUUGCACAUCUUGAGGAGCAUUAUGGUAAAGGUGAAAAAAACACUCCACUGCAGAGGCAGCAUGCCUCCUUACCCAGAGAGCGGGUUACUGCACCUAAGGAUGAGACUGAUAAUCAAAAUAAUGAUUUUGAAAGGAGAACUGCAGCUUCUGUUGCCACAACCCUCGAGAGUCCUCCAAAGUCGCAGCAAGAUGGAUCAGAUAAUGUAAGUACAGGUGCACAAAAUGGACCUAACAAGCCAAACUACAGUGCUCGUAGCUUGUUGAAGAGUGCUAGCAUAAGUGCUUCCAAGUGUAUAGGUGUAAAACCAAGACAAGAUUUAGAGGAGGAGACAAUCCCCGAGGUCAAUGAGGAGGCAAUUGAUGGCAUAGCUCAAAAGGUUGCUGCUCUCCAUGCCUGAGUCCAUAUUCUGUGUAUUAGAAGGAGUCAGAAGAUUAACAUUUUCCUUGUGCCCUUUUUCCAGCAUUAUGUGCGUAAAGGAUGCUUGGUAAGAUCCAUUUUGAAGAUCAUUUUUUGGGUAGAAGCUAACAUUAGGACUCUUUUAAUUUAUUACACUUCAUUGUAUUGCUACAAUAGAAAGACAUGUUGUACUCCUGUAACUAUUUUUAUAUUCCAGAGAAACAAUGUAUUUUUUUUCCAUUUUGUAGUGUGAUGCAAUAGAAAAGGAAAAUGUGGGUUUCAAUAAAAA
Ziziphus jujuba (common jujube) is the source of this 2571-nucleotide messenger RNA. RefSeq names its product mitogen-activated protein kinase 9. Gene Ontology annotation, cellular component: cytoplasm; nucleus. NCBI's taxonomy places the organism in Eukaryota, Viridiplantae, Streptophyta, Magnoliopsida, Rosales, Rhamnaceae. The record is from RefSeq and is a predicted model, not a curated record. Gene Ontology annotation, molecular function: MAP kinase activity; ATP binding. Bases 397 to 2283 code for a protein of 628 amino acids. Gene Ontology annotation, biological process: intracellular signal transduction; protein phosphorylation. The transcript has 11 exons.